This is a messenger RNA of Symbiodinium natans, 738 nucleotides long. The record is from the annotation of a GenBank genome assembly. NCBI's taxonomy places the organism in Eukaryota, Dinophyceae, Suessiales, Symbiodiniaceae.
GCCAUGAUGGGUCAGAUGAACGUGGUGCCCGUCCUUGGGAAGUCCUUCAACGAGGACUUCCCUGUCAUGAUCGUCGUGCUCGUGCUUUGCAACCUUUUAAAUGUGUAUUCAAAGAUCGUUCAAACGUGCGGUUUGGAGUCCUUGGAGUUUGAUGGGUCUAUGGCCCCCGAUACCACGGAGGUUGCAGCCGAGGGUCGUCGCCUCGUGGAGCGCGAGCGACGGAAGCGCUCUGAGGAUCGCAGUUUACAGCUGGAGCUGAACGAGAGGCACGAUGAGUCGCGGUACAUCCCGCUCCGUGUGCAGAUCGCCCGGCUCAUCGAAGAGGGAACGCUUCCCCAGGGGAAAAUGUUGCCCGUUUAUCUGGCAGGGCAUCGGAAUCCGGGCUCUUGUCGCCGGAGGAAGAAUGUGUGCAAGGGCGAGCUGCCGAUGUCAAGUCCUGAGAACACGGGCCUGCGCUGUAAAGUGACGUGUGAUCGCGAGAAAGUUGUUGUGACACCUCCACGGCCGCUCAGGAUCCUGGCAUUCCGAGAUGCCAUUACCAAGCUGGGCCGACUGUGUGCGGUGAAGCGAACAGGCGUUCGCUCAUCGCUGGUCACUCAGCGGGCCCUGGUGACUCUGGACUGGCCGAUGUCUUGCUACGCGACCUUGCAGGUGGACUGGCUGGACUUUGCGGGGCCAGUGGUGAAGGGCCACAUUUGGAUCCCAGAGUCUGGCGUCGUCUUGGGACGUGAGGCCUGA